Molecule: messenger RNA, 2599 nt
Organism: Harpia harpyja (harpy eagle)
Lineage: Eukaryota; Metazoa; Chordata; Aves; Accipitriformes; Accipitridae
Gene: GLO1
Product: glyoxalase I
Exons: 6
Coding region: 80-631 (183 amino acids)
Molecular function (GO): lactoylglutathione lyase activity; metal ion binding
Source: RefSeq, a predicted model, not a curated record
GCCGCAGGCGGGGCGGAGCGGAGCACCGCCUUCCCGCGGGCACCACCACCUCCUCCUCCUCCUCCUCUUCUCUCCCGACAUGGCGGCCCCGGCAGAGCUCAGCGGCCUCAGCGACGAGGCGGCCUAUGGCGCCUGCUCGGAGCCGGAUGCCAGCACGAAGGAUUUUUUGUUGCAGCAGACAAUGUUGAGAGUAAAGGAUCCUAAGAAAUCACUGGAUUUUUAUACAAGAGUUCUUGGAAUGACACUGCUUCAAAAAUUUGACUUUCCUACUAUGAAGUUCUCGCUCUAUUUCCUGGCGUAUGAAGAUAAAAAUGAUAUCCCGAAAGAUAAAACUGAGCGAACAGCUUGGACCUUCUCUAGAAAAGCUACACUUGAACUGACACACAACUGGGGCACUGAAAAUGAUGAAAAUCAGUCUUAUCACAAUGGCAAUUCAGAUCCCCGAGGAUUUGGACAUAUUGGAAUUGCUGUCCCUGAUGUCAAUAAAGCUUGUAAGAGGUUUGAAGAACUAGGAGUGAAAUUUGUGAAAAAACCAGAUGAUGGUAAAAUGAAAGGACUUGCAUUUGUUCAGGAUCCUGAUGGCUACUGGAUUGAAAUUUUGAAUCCUAACCACAUGGUGACUCUCACUUAGUUCUAAUGAAAUAUAUUAUGUAGGAGAUGCCCACUUUCAGUCCCCUGGAGAAAAUCUGUAACAGUGUUUGUGAAAUUCUCGCUUAAUGGAGAAGAAUCAGUCGCAUUCAGAGUCUCCUCUAAAACUAUCCCCUGGGACCUCACUGUACUUGAAUUCCUUUUUUCUUGUCUUGUGAUACCACUGCAAUUUGUUUCCAGUUAGGAAUAUUUAACCAUUUUUUGGAAGAGCGCCUACGCAGAUUCUCCUCUUGAACAGUGUUUAUGUUAAUAUUUCACUAAACACUGUCAAAAGAUAGGUGACCAGAAAUUCACUGCAUCUCACUAACAACAACAAAAAAUCCUGUGUUACUACUGAUGAGCUUUAAUAAGGAGCAAAAAAAACCACUUCAGAAUAUUUUUUUAAUGAAGUCAGAAGAUCCUGAAGGCUUCAUGCCCUAUCUUGUAUCCUAGAAAAUAAAAUGUUAGACUAACUUUGACUUGAGUAGUAACAUGUUAAUGAAAGUCCUAAGCUUACUUAUAUUAUGCCAGGCAAAACUCUUCAAGGAGCAGCCUUAAACAGCCUUGCCUGGAACAAGAAGCUUUGUGGAGGCAAUAAAUCAGUCCAACAGAAGGAAUUCAGUCUUUCAGCUUCUGGCUGCUGAUUGACAGCCAAGAUAAGAGGUCUCAUAGUUGCUAACUCACAGUGAUCCUUCUUGUCUCUUCCAACACUAGAAAGAACUUGCUUGUAAUUUUUGUUUCAGUGAAAGUCUGGGACUAUAAAAUGCUCUGUACAUUCUGCAUUAGGAAAUUAAUGAAAAAGAGUAUCUGAAACAACAGUUUCCUGCUAGUAGACAUUUUGAUCUGCCCUGUCAAAAUGAGUGAUGGUUACUGAAACGAUACCUGUCAACAGCAGGAAAACAUGUAGCAUUUACAUAUGUUACACAAAUUACUUGGUUUUGUGCUGUUGCAGCUGUUACGAAUGGUGUAAACCAUGUCAAGUUUUGAAAUCCUGUUGUUCCUUCCAGCAAGGAAAGAAACUCUCUGCGCUGUCUUACUGUGGUUCAAGUAGGACUUAACUCCUACUAAGUCUUCAGUUAUGUGACUAUUGAAUAGUGUAAUGGCAUUGCAAUUGACUUCCAAAUAAAGCAUUGGUGAAAACUACAAAAUAACCUUAAAGCAGUAUGACCUGUUGCUUUGCUAAUUGUUGAAUCCUAGGUAACUGAAAGGGUAUUUGUUUUGGUUCAUGGAUUCUUCUUUGGUAACAAAUCUGGUGGUAAAAGAAUAUGAAUUGGGAAUACAGUAGUGAAGAAGGUAACUGUGUGACUUGGUCAACAGGAUGUUUUAGUAACUUAGUGAUAAUGUACAGAGUUAAUAAUAACUGUCAAUAACUCUCUGGCUUGUAAGUUAAAACAGAAAUGUAGAAAGUACUGCAUUUGAUUUCUGCUAUGCUAAUGUAGAUGUUAAUGAUUUAAAUGCUAAGUGUUGCUGUCCUAUCUCCUUAUCCGAAAAACCCUUAAUUCUGUCUGCCUUAACAAGAUAGCAUAUAUAAACUCAGUGAUUUUACAGAGCUCCACAUGAAAAAUCUUUCAUAAAACUUAAUCAAAGAUAUUUUGUUUACCCUUGGAAAUGAGUAAAAUAGAUUAUAUGCUUCAUCUGAGCCUUAGGUGUUGGAAAAAAGAAUGUGAAAACUAUUGCUCUGCUUAAUAGCCCCUACGGAUGUGCAAGCAAUCAUAAAUUCAUCGGAAGGUAGACACAGUAACUCAAAAAAUAAUCUUUUUUCAUUUUUCUGUUUGUUACAUGAAACAACCCUGAUAUUUUAAUUUGUCAUUUGUAUGAUAUUUUCUGGCUAGUAUCUACAGAUACUGGUCUUUAGGUGGUGCCUUAUCAGUGUCAUUCAUAUACAAUAGAUUCUUUCCCUUCUUGAGUUAUUUGUCAAGUUGCCUUUUUUUCUGCAACAAUAAACACUAUUGGUUCAUGGUUGCAUCCUCUA